AUGCAGUUCCUUGCCAUCGGCUGGGCUGCCAUCAUAGCGAUAGUUGUCACGUCGGUGAGACAUUGGGUUGAUAUAUGGACGUCCAUGCCCCAGCUCACAGAGCCUGGUAACUUACCGCCAACACCAUUUAAUGGGUCUCGAACUGUCUUCUCCAAUUCGACCAUCCGGCAGACGCUUCGUAUGACCCUUUCAGCGGAUCAGAUCCGCAUCCGUGUGACGAAUGUAUUUGGUCUGACCGAUCUCCUGGUCACGGCGAUGACAGUUGCACUGCCCGCCAACGGUUCUGCCGGCGUCGCAGCAGUACAACCACAGACAGUCAUGCCAUUAACAUUCAGCGGCAGUCAGUCUAUCGUCAUUCCGAACGGUGCUCUGGCGGUAUCAGAUCCUAUCGACUUUUUGGUUCACAGCGGAUCGAUGAUAUCCGUGUCGAUGUAUCUUUCAGAUGGGCAACAAGGUUUUGCCAUCACCUCGCAUCCUGGCAGCCGUACAACGUCGUGGUUGACUAGUGGUAAUACUAUUAAUGAUGCCAAUAUGACCAGUACCGGGCUGGCUAGUGUUGCUCAUUGGUAUUAUCUCAGCGCGGUAGAGGCUUGGCUGCCCAACACUUCGAGGGCGUUUGCUAUCGUAGGAGACAGUAUCACAGACGGUCGAGGUAGCGAGACAGACAAGAAUAAUCGAUGGCCAGACCUCUUACUGGCUCGCAUGCAAAAGCAGCCCAGCACGAGUCCCAUCGCCGUCCUCAACCAAGCCGCUGGAGGGAACCGUGUUCUCGCGGACGGGCUCGGUCCAAACGCUCAGGGUCGAAUCGAUCGUGAUGUGCUUUCUCACAGUGGUGUUCGAUAUGCCAUGCUCUUCGAGGGUGUGAACGAUAUUGGGAGUGCCGCAGCUACGACUGCCGCUCAAAACGCCGUAUACUCACGUCUCCUUCUCGCAUACCAGCAAUUAGCGACUCGUAUUCAUGCUUUCAGUAUACCAUUGUUUGCAGCAACGAUAACACCAUUUAGCGCACCGAACUCGACAAUUCAACCGUAUUCAGAUCCGCUCAGAGAGGCAACGAGGUCGAAGGUGAACGAGUGGAUUCGGACAAGUGGUGUAUUUGACCGCGUGGUGGACUUCGAUGCUGUUUUACGCGAUCCGCGGAAUUCGACGAUGCUGGAUCCUCAAUAUGAUUCUGGAGACUAUCUGCAUCCGAACGUCAGGGGCUACCAAGCGUUGGCUGACGCGUUUCCUCUCGAGCUGUUCGACAGGUUUUCAGAGGGAGUCUCUAGCUUUAUCUAA
Pseudovirgaria hyperparasitica is the source of this 1278-nucleotide messenger RNA. RefSeq names its product SGNH hydrolase. The transcript has 4 exons. The coding region runs from base 1 to 1278 and encodes 425 amino acids. The record is from RefSeq and is a predicted model, not a curated record. NCBI's taxonomy places the organism in Eukaryota, Fungi, Ascomycota, Dothideomycetes, Acrospermales, Acrospermaceae.